This is a messenger RNA of Syzygium oleosum, 3556 nucleotides long. RefSeq names its product inactive protein kinase SELMODRAFT_444075. Gene Ontology annotation, biological process: protein phosphorylation. The transcript has 9 exons. Lineage: Eukaryota; Viridiplantae; Streptophyta; Magnoliopsida; Myrtales; Myrtaceae. Gene Ontology annotation, molecular function: ATP binding; protein kinase activity. The coding region runs from base 1082 to 3334 and encodes 750 amino acids. The record is from RefSeq and is a predicted model, not a curated record.
AUCACUCUUCUCUCCAGCCCGUAUCUUCUUCCUCUGUGCUAUCAUCUACAUCCUCACCUGGCUUCUUCUUCUUCUUCUUCUUCUUCUUCUUCUUCUUCUCUCUGCUCUCUCUCCAUUUUGGAACCAGUGUUCGUGGCCUCUACUUAGCUUCCACGUGAUCCUAGCGACUGUGCUGUGGUUGGUGGAUCUUCUUCUUCCUCCUCGUCUUCUUCACGGUUUUUGUCAGGAAGACUCGCGGGUGAUGGGCAUCGGCUGCCGUGCGUUUUCUCGAUUAGUUUUUUCCACGCUGGAAGUUUCGCUCUGAUUGGUAAGAAGACCGAGGAUCUGAGCGGAGAAGAUGAAUAUUGUAUUGCUUCCAUGUUGACUGUGCAGCGCUGCUCGCUCGCUCGCUCGCUUGCUUCCCAUGAUAAGCAUUUCGACUUUCGCGGAUCGUGCAGGCGGAUCUUGCUCAUGCACUGUUCUCGUACUUUGUGCAUAAUAUAUAUUUAUAUAAUAGUCAGGCUCGACCAAUCGGGGGUUCGAUUCAGCUUUGUUCGAGGCGGAUAGAAAAGCUGGGUUCGCUUGUAAACCAAAUGUUGAUCGAUGUUGCUGCCACUUGACGUUUUCUGUCAUUCGGGGGUCGCGCUUGGCUUGAGUUUCUAUCCGAAGAGAACCCUUUUAGCUGUUCUUGCUUGAGCUGGUGAUCGAAGGCUUAAAAGAAAUUGCCGGUGUUUUUUAAGUUUGUGGAGUCUUAUUUGGGCAAUGUCUUACGCCUUCGCAGCUUUUUCUGUCAUCUCUCUGUAGACGAAGGAGAAGGUGAAUUUUCCGUGCAAUCUUGAAGCAGAGUCCGAGUACCCAAGUCCUUCCCAUUUCUUGAUUUGAGCUCUUCACGGAAUUCCUUAGCCAUUUUCUUCAAUAUCAGCGAAUGAAUAAUUCUUUGAGAUAUUGUUUGCGAAGACAAUGAGGAGCUGCGGAUGGAGAAGCUUCGACGAGUGUAUAUCCGAUAUGGAAGCGCUUGAGAGAAACUUUGGUUCUGCCAUGGUUUCAUAGUUCUUGGUACUUAAAAUCUUCUGGGACGGCAGGUGUUUGAAUCCAUUACACAAUGAGUCAACAGCAGAAGCAAGGCAAGCCGGAAAAGGAGACGACUGAUGUGGGUGAAAGUGUGGUUGUUGCUGUUAAGGCAUCUAGAGAAAUUCCAAAGACUGCUCUUGUGUGGGCAUUGACCCAUGUUGUUCGACCUGGGAAUUGCAUAUUGCUACUGGUUGUGGUUCCUCAGCCAAAUUCAGGUAGAAGAUUGUGGGGUUUCCCAAAAUUUGCUGGGGAUUGUGCUAGUGGUAAUUCGAAGUAUUACUCAGGAUCUAGUGAAGAGCAGAAAAGUGAUAUUACAGACUCCUGCUCCCAGAUGAUCCUUCAGCUCCAUAAUGUUUACGAUCCAAAUAAGAUAAAUGUCAAGAUAAAGAUUGUCUCCGGAUCUCCUUGUGGGGCUGUGGCUGUGGAGGCCAAGAAAGCUCAAGCUAGUUGGGUGGUAUUAGACAAACAGCUGAAGCAUGAGGAGAAACAAUGCCUGGAGGAGCUACAGUGCAAUAUUGUGGUUAUGAAGCGGUCGCAACCCAAGGUCCUCCGCUUGAAUCUGGUGGGAUCACUAGAAAAAAAAUCUGCAGAUGCCGGUGCAUCGACUUCUGAGAUGGAUCGAGCAUUGGAUAAGCAUCACAGUUGCAAUAGUGAUGCUUCAAAUUCUAUCCGAGGGCCAGCAGUGACUCCAAGUAGUAGUCCGGAAUCAGGGACGGUCUUCACGAAUACUGAAGUGGGGACAUCGUCAGUGUCAAGCUCUGAUCCUGGAACUUCCCCAUUUUUCACCUCAGAAAUGACUAGAGAAAUAAGAAAACAAGAAUUAAUGUCCAUAGAAGAAUCAAAUAAGCUUGAUCAAUGUACUUCAGACUCAGAAAGCGAAACACAAUCGCUAUCUUCAACGAGCUUGAGGUUUGAUUCAUGGAUGGCAGAAGUUCUUAGUUCUCACUGUCAACCCUCGAGAUGCUUUCAAGAAGACUCUGUAGGGGUAAGAGCUAAUAAUAAGGCCCAUAAGCCAGUAGUGAAGACAUCGCCAAAUAAGUUCUCAAAACAGGAUGGAAAAGUUGAUAUUAGAGUGCCCAACUGGGGGAAUGAUUUGGAAUACAGUGGAAAUGUGAGAGAAGCAACUUCAGUAUCCAGACAUGCGCCUCCUGGUCCCCCUCCAUUGUGUUCCAUAUGCCAGCACAAGUCCCCUGUUUUUGGUAAACCUCCAAAAUGGUUUAGCUAUGCUGAGCUCGAGCUCGCUACUGGAGGAUUUUCAAAGGCUAAUUUCUUGGCAGAGGGAGGUUUUGGAUCUGUGCAUAGAGGGGUACUUCCAGAUGGCCAGGCGGUCGCUGUCAAGCAACACAAAUUGGCUAGUUCUCAGGGGGAUCCAGAGUUCUGUUCGGAAGUUGAGGUCCUGAGCUGCGCUCAGCACCGAAAUGUUGUUAUGCUCAUUGGAUUUUGUAUAGAGGACCGUAGAAGGCUGUUGGUUUAUGAGUACAUAUGCAAUGGUUCAUUGGAUUAUCACCUUUAUGGCUGUCAUCAAGAGCCAUUAGAAUGGUCAUCACGGCAAAAGAUCGCCAUUGGAGCUGCUCGAGGACUACGGUAUCUUCAUGAAGAAUGUAGAGUGGGUUGCAUUAUCCACCGUGAUAUGCGGCCGAACAACAUCCUUGUGACUCAUGAUUUCGAACCUCUGGUCGGUGAUUUUGGACUGGCAAGAUGGCAACCUGACGGAGAUAUCGGCGUAGAAACCCGAGUACUUGGAACUUUUGGGUAUUUGGCUCCAGAGUAUGCACAAACAGGCCAUAUUACAGAAAAAGCUGAUGUGUAUUCCUUUGGGGUGGUCUUGGUGGAGCUGGUGACUGGAAGAAAAGCAGUGGAUCUUAAUCGGCCCAAGGGCCAGCAGUGUCUGGCAGAGUGGGCACGCCCUUUGUUGGAAGAGUAUGCAAUUCAUGAACUGAUCGACCCUCGCUUGGGUGAUCAAUUUUCAGAUCGAGAGGUUUAUUGCAUGCUCCAUGCCGCAUCCCUAUGUAUUCGACGGGAUCCUGAGUCAAGACCUCGCAUGUCACAGGUGCUUCGAAUCCUGGAAGGGGACAUGCACAUAGAUGCGAAUUACAUGUCGAUUGCUGGGGUCAAUGUUGGAAGUCAUAGCAGAAGGAUCAACGAUGAGCAGCAAUAUCACAGUGGUCCUCUGUUGGAUGAAACCAGGCAAGCGUUCACUAGAAAACUCUCUCUCCAGGCACACAACAUUUCCUUGCGGGAGAGAGACAGAGCAAGGAGGAGAUCAUAUGGGGAUGCUCUAUGAAUUUGCAAAAGAACUCGUCUCAUCAAACAAUUAUGUCACAUGAAUCCCCGGCUAAUUUUUUUGACAUCUUCCUCUUUUAUCCCUUGACUCUUAGAUAAUUCUCUUCUGUAGAGGGAAAUGGUAGUUCAUAUCAAUGUAGUUAAGUAUUGUUAUUCCUCGGACAUUUGAGAAGAAUACGGAUUAGAUAGCAAUAUCAAGAUGCCAAGGGAACUUUCUAUAUUG